AAUAAAGGAAGCGUAGAAGCAACAUUAGAUGUAAGUUUCUAAGACUCAAAGACCGACCUGAGCCGUAAAAUAUGUGUAGAUAUCGAGCUGGCGCGGCUCCCUGGCCAGCUCUUCUUCUCGGGUUCGGCCAUUUGCAGGAGUUAUCCAACCGACUCCGCAGUGGUGCCGGCAAUAUAGCCUUGGAAACCCAUGAAUUCCCCUCUUUAAUUUUCAGCUAUCUCCGCAUCUUUUAAAACAAACCGUGUAUUCCAACUUAUCACUUGGAAACACAGAUGAUAAUGCCAUAUUCACAAACCCCCUAACUACUUCAAUAAACACAACAGAAACCGGAAGAGAUAAAGUAGAGCAAACAAAUCCACUAUCCCACCAACCAUGUCCGCUGAACCUGCCUACAAGGCCAUUGCCCGCAAGAAGCUUGCGCAGCUCGAAUCUCGGAUUCCUAGAGAAUGGCGUCUCUCCAGUCAAUGGAUCCCUGCUGGAAUGCUGUCCGCCGAAGAGUCUGUCAUGGUCACGAACAAGUAUGAUGCGGUUAACGUGAUGGAUGUGCCACGCAAAUGUGGUGUGUUGAACCCGAAGGAACUGGAAAUUACGGAGAGAUGGGACAUUAAGGGGUUGUUGCAGCAGAUUGCCACGGGCAAGCUAUCUGCUAGAGAGGUUACAGAGGCGUUUUGCAAGCGCGCCGCAAUCUCCCACCAACUCACCCGCUGCCUGACAGAGCCCCUAUUUGAACAAGCCCUGACUCGCGCCUCAGAACUAGAUGCCCAUUUCAAACGCACGGGUAAAACCAUGGGCCCUCUCCACGGUCUCCCAAUCUCCGUCAAAGACACCUACGACAUCAAAGGCAUCGACUCAACCACUGGUUUAGCGGCUCUUGCAUUCAAACCUGCGACUGAAAAUGCACCACUGGUGGACCUGCUGCUCGACCUAGGCGCCAUAAUCAUUGCAAAGACCAACAUCCCCCAGACUCUCGGCGCCCUUGACAGCGUUAACAAUCUCUUCGGCCGCACUCUGAACCCUCUGAACCGCAAACUGACACCAGGAGGCAGCUCUGGCGGCGAGGGUGUAUUAGUUGCCAUGAGAGGUUCAAUGAUAGGCCUCGGCACUGAUAUCGGCGGCAGCAUCCGCAUCCCAGCCAUGUGCCUUGGGAUUUAUGGCUUCAAGCCAAGUAUGGGCCGGGUCCCGUUUGGCGGCCAGUUGAGCGGGAGUGUGCCUGGCAAGACGCGAGUUGGCCUGCAGCCUGUUGCUGGUCCGAUUGCACGAUCGAUGGCAGAUAUAGACGCUCUGAUGAGAGAAAUUGUGCCGAGAGCAGAGCUGUACGGUGAAGAUUGUAUCCCCGGCCAAUGGGGCGUCAGUGAGACGCAACGCUCAUUAACGCAACCGCGUAAAUUCACCAUUGGCAUCCUUCCGUCCGAUGGACGCAUCCGGCCGCUGCCACCCAUUGCCAAAGUCCUGACCGAAGUAGCACAAGCCCUCCGCAAAGUCCCUGGCGUCGAAGUCGUCGAGAUCCCCAUUCCCGCCGUACUGGGCGACUGCCAGCGCGUGGCAAACGAGCUGAUGGGCCUGGAUGGGGCGGGCGGUAUGGCUGAUAUCCUAGAAUCUACCUCGGAGCCUCUCAUCCCAUGGCUGCAGACGAGAUUUAAGCGCGGGACUCCUAGAACGCUUGCACAGGCGUACGCGAGUCAGGGCCGUAGGUCCGAGAUAGAGAAGGAGAUGAUGAAGAUGUGGACUCUGUCAUCGUCGUCCGAUUCGGGCUUGCAAUCUAGAAUGAGGAAAGUGGAUGCGAUUAUCCACCCCAUUGCCCCACACCCCAUUCCCGAGCAUGACCGCUACAACGCCGUCGGAUACACAUCCAGCUGGGUUCUGCUUGAUUAUGCCGCCGGAGCCGUGCCUGUGCGGAAGUUCACAGAAGCGGAUCUCGAGCUUGGGAAGGAGAUGGAUGGGAAGGUGCUAUCGAAUUGGGACAAGAGGAAUAGGGAGCUGUGGAACUCCAAUACCGUUGACCGACGUGUCUACCUCGAUUCACCCCUGAGCAUCCAGGUCAUUACCCCUAGGCUGCAUGAUAAUGACCUGUUUGAGGCUAUGUGCAUUAUUGAUAGCGCUAUACAGAAUGAGCACGCUAGAGGCAGUGGGCAGGGAUCGAAGUUGUAAAACUUUCCUUUGAGGUAUCUUCGACUGAGGGCUGGACUGGAACAUUGAAUAUACUACCCUCCGUUUUAGAGCGGGUGUGGCCCGAGGAAUCCUCUCACUUCUAUAUACGCAAUAUACCUUGAUAACCAUUUACUCAAUAGGCAGAUGUAAGUUUUGGGAGCUACAGCAUAGGUGUUUACGAUAUCUUUCCUCGCCGUAAGAUAAUCUUUCUGCCUCUCUAUCUCUUAUAGCAGGUGAGGGGGUUAGUUAAUAAAAACCUCAGCUUGAUCCGCCGCCAGUAAGUAGCUUAGUCCUCCUCCCUGUCUUUCACACACCUGACAGGUACAAAAAUGAACAUGUAGCAAGUAUGAGAAGAAAAGUAAUUUCUGCAGCAAUGCAUAACAAUAGGCUCAAAAGCAGGAAGGACAUAAAUGAGAUUGACAUAUAUUCGCUUUGUGUUUCGUGCA
This is a messenger RNA of Blastomyces dermatitidis ER-3, 2594 nucleotides long. Its product is annotated as fatty-acid amide hydrolase. The transcript has 3 exons. The record is from RefSeq and is a predicted model, not a curated record. The coding region runs from base 373 to 2148 and encodes 591 amino acids. Lineage: Eukaryota; Fungi; Ascomycota; Eurotiomycetes; Onygenales; Ajellomycetaceae.